Molecule: messenger RNA, 738 nt
Organism: Desarmillaria tabescens
Lineage: Eukaryota; Fungi; Basidiomycota; Agaricomycetes; Agaricales; Physalacriaceae
Exons: 9
Coding region: 1-738 (245 amino acids)
Source: RefSeq, a predicted model, not a curated record
AUGCAGCCCGUCCCCGCAGGUUACCCCAUAGAACAACUGUCUGGACCUCUGAUCAUUGCCUAUCUCUUACACUGGGGACUCUUCGGGACUCUUUCUGUGCAACUCUAUCUGUACUAUCUAGCAUUUCCGAAAGAUAGACGAUCUACAAAAUGCCUUGUCUAUGGAAUCUACAUUGUCGAGUUUGUUCAGACGAUGCUCGUUACCCAUGAUGCCUUUGCAGAGUUUGGGUAUGGCUUCGGCGACAUCGAUGCCCUGACUGGAAUGUAUUUUAAUUGGCUAACUGUCCCUAUCAUGAGCGCUGUCGUUGCUGGUGUCGGACAGGUCUUUUAUGCAUACCGAAUCUUCAUAUUGUCAAGAUCACGAACCGUCCCGAUAUUCAUCGCCUGUGUGUCCUUGACCAGCUCUGUGGCAGCUAUAAUCACAGGCGCCUACUGUUUUCAAACAGGGAACAUCACCGACACCCAUAACACGCGGUUGUCUAUUGCCAUCGGAAUUUGGGGCGGAGCAGCAGCCUUGUGUGAUAUUCUCAUCGCUAUCUGCAUGACUUAUUACCUUAUGCGCGGUGAUGCUGAUGUCCGUCAGACACAAAUUCUAGUCACCAAGCUAAUUCGUCUCAUCAUUGAAACGGGAACUGUGACAGCUGCUGCUGCUCUAGUCAACCUUAUCCUCUUUUUUUUCCUUCCCUCAUCAGGCAUUGGACGGGACAACAGCCUUCGUCAUCCCCAAGCUGUAUGCUAA